Messenger RNA from Eruca vesicaria subsp. sativa (arugula), 240 nucleotides. The record is from the annotation of a GenBank genome assembly. NCBI's taxonomy places the organism in Eukaryota, Viridiplantae, Streptophyta, Magnoliopsida, Brassicales, Brassicaceae.
AUGGAGAAGAAGUGUAUGAGUAUGUUCUUUGUAAUGAUGGUGAUGACAUUGGCGAUGAUGCCACUAACGGCAGUGGGUGAACCAUAUGCCGCUUGUGUAAACAGAUGCGAGAGUUCGUGCCAAAUAUUCUUUAGAGAAGUCGAGAAAUGCAUUCACGAUUGUAUUGGUAUCAAAUGCCACAAAUCACACGUACCCCCAAGGAUGGCGGAUACAGGGGUGUUUCAAGAAAUCCAUACAUAG